GUUUGUAAUUACAAUACAAUUCAAUAUAAAUCAAUACAAAUUGAAAACAUAAACAAUUAGUUAUUAUUAUUAUUAUUAUUACUAUUUUAAUGACAACAACAACAAUACAAACAAACAAACAAACAGUUUAUUAGUUAAACAGUUAUAAUAUCCUAAUAAUAGUGACACCAAUCGCACGCACGCGCGUACCGGGACUGACACACACACACACGCGCGCGCGUGACUGACCACCAAUUUUGGCCAAUAGGACUCGGCAGCCGCCGCCGCCGCCGAUAAUAAUGGACAACAUUGCAUGGAUCAACUUAUUCAUACCGACCAAACUGUUUCGGACACCCCGUGGCCUACUGUUCGGCUACUAUCGACUGGACGGUAGAUCACUACAGGUCAACAUUACGGCAAUGACAUCCUUGAAGUUGCUGUCAACAUUGGCCACCUAUGAUUCGCCGGCCAUAUCGGUGUUGGGCACCAUUGAUGAUCGACCCGUAGCGACGGUUAGCGCUGGUGGACACCAAUCAGCUGAUGAUGACCACCACCACCACCACCACAACAACAACGGCGAUCGUAACCAUCAUCAUCAUCGGCCACAACAACAACAGCAUCGCCGACGGCAGCUGCGAACCGAUGAUAACGGUAUUAACGGUAAUCCAACAUCGAAAUCGACGGCCACCGCCGCAGCCGCCACUGCCAAUGAUCCGCCGUUUUGGUGUGACCUGAGAUUUAUGGACAAUCAGUUGAGUCUACGAUCGUGUCUGAUCAAUGGCCAGCCCAUAGAUCCCGGUGUUGUUACACUUGUUCACUACGAUACCCGCGACUUCAUGAGUUCGCAAUUGUUUUUCAAAGAAGACGAUUACGACAACAGGAUGCCGUUCGUCGAGUUUAUCAUCGAUUCGCUGAAAAAGACAUCCGACUUAUUCAAGACAUAUCUGUCCACUAAUAAUACUAACCGAUUGUCCGAUAGUCACACCACUACUAGUACUACUACUACUUCGUCCACAACAACGACGUUUCCCGUACGGGUCAGCGACGGCGAUCUGAGGCUAAUGUUGCCCCGACGGUUGACCGCGUCGUUCAUCGAAUUUCACUAUCAGAUUACGCGACCGAAACGCCAGCGAACCCAUGUCCGCAACAAGAGUUGGUUUCCGAAUCAGCGACAGAUUACCAACUUUUUGUUGGACACCGUUAUGAUGACCACUACCGGCAAUCAGUUACGCUUUCGGGUCCAACAGUUUCGCCAUUGUUGGUCAGCACUGAAAGCAUUCCGUCACAAACGUAUUAGUGUCAGUGUCGGCAAUGUAUUGUCAUCGGUGGCCAUCGAUAUUAUAUUGGGUAUUAUCACUACAUUGUUUCUCGUAUUCUACUCGAGUCCGUCCUAUUGGUUGGACGUAGCCCUGAAACGUACCGACAAUCUGGUCAACGAAGUACAGAGUCUACUGAAUCUGCUGAUGGGAAUGCCGGCCGGUCUGAAACUCAACCGACCAUUGAAUACAGCUUUGGGACAGUUUUUCUUGUAUCAUAUCUAUCUGUGGAAGACAUAUAUGAUAAUUAUUAAGCCGCUGUUUGCCAUUAUUGUCGAAACACUGGUCUAUUGCGGUGUACUCGGGUUUACCUGUAUAUUGAGCGUACUAUCCGAUUUGGUAGCACUGGCCACCAUACAUAUCUACUGUUUCUACGGUUACGCUGCCCGACUAUACGGCCUACAAGUGGUCGGCCUAUCGGCACUGUGGCGUCUGUUUCGCGGUAAAAAAUGGAAUCAACUGCGAUCGCGUGUCGAUAGCUAUUCCUAUGGCAACGACCAACUAUUUAUCGGUACCCUAUCGUUUACAAUCUUACUGUUCCUGUUGCCCACUGUACUCAUGUAUUAUCUGGUAUUUCUGGUCCUCCGUGUGGUUACCCUAUCGUUUCAGGGAGCCUUGUAUUUCGGUAUCGAAUACCUGAGCUCAAUGCCCAUCUAUAUGAUACUAUUGUGGAUCGGCGGAUCCAAGAAAGUGGCCGCACGUGUUAGCUUUGAGACUAUUUUGGUAGCGGCGGCGGCCGCCGAUACUACUGCUGCUACGGGUAUUACCGAUAAUCGUUGUCCACCGACACCAUCAUCACCGCCGAUACCAACUACCGUACAGUUGCUAUUGAGGACCCAAAAAGUGCCGUUCAGUAAAGUAUUGUCCACUCGUAACGAUGAACUACAGAGUUCAUCGCUGGUGGCCGCCGGCGGUACUGCGGCCCGACUUUCGUGGUCCGAUUUUUUCAAUUCAGUUGUUUGGGGCAAAAUUAUUUAUCCCCUAUAGAGAGUGGGUGGGUGUGGGUGUGUCUAUCUAUAUGUUAUUUAGUAUAGAUUGGUAUACGAUAUCUGUAUGUAUGUAUGUGUGUGUGUGUCUGUCCAUACUUACCGUUAAAUGCCUUUUAUUUUGAUAUUAC
Oppia nitens is the source of this 2412-nucleotide messenger RNA. RefSeq lists its product as uncharacterized. NCBI's taxonomy places the organism in Eukaryota, Metazoa, Arthropoda, Arachnida, Sarcoptiformes, Oppiidae. Gene Ontology annotation, cellular component: endoplasmic reticulum; membrane. Gene Ontology annotation, biological process: GPI anchor biosynthetic process. The record is from RefSeq and is a predicted model, not a curated record. Bases 279 to 2282 code for a protein of 667 amino acids. The transcript has 2 exons.